AUGUCCGACGUCGAUCCUGUCACCGAAUUUCAAAAUCAACGAACCGCCUUCCUCUCAUGGUUUGGAGAACAAUCCCGUCUUAUCAGACAUCAACCGAAGUCCGACACCAUUGCAGAAGUGAAAGUCAACUUCCGUGACCAUGGCAGCGAAUACCUCAAUCGAAUGAUGAGAGCUGCGAUUGUGAUGGCAACAGAGGCAAGCGACCAUAUCUGCGUGACAGCAAAACCACCUGGUUUUUACAAUGUGGAAGUUCCGAAAAUGUGCGCUGCGCUUCAGCUAAGGCUGCCCCAACUGGCCGCGAGACUUGGUAUCAACCCUAAAUGCGACAUGUGUGUUCAUUUCAUUAUUGAGAAUAUUCUGGUGGAGCCGGGGUUUUAG
Penicillium coprophilum is the source of this 378-nucleotide messenger RNA. RefSeq lists its product as uncharacterized. The coding region runs from base 1 to 378 and encodes 125 amino acids. The record is from RefSeq and is a predicted model, not a curated record. The transcript has a single exon. NCBI's taxonomy places the organism in Eukaryota, Fungi, Ascomycota, Eurotiomycetes, Eurotiales, Aspergillaceae.